GUGGCAAAAAGCGGUGUUUUCAGGCUUUUCUUUGGAUAGUUUUCCUAGAACCUUUUUUGUUAGGAAAGUCUGUUUCGCAGGAAUAAACAGGAUUGUUUAUUUUUGGAAUAAGAUGGCGUCUUCAUCAGUUCCUAAUCGCUACAGAAGGGAUGCGAGCACAGAAAUGAUAAGAACCAAAGUUGCUCACCGAAAAUCAAUUACGUGGAAGGAAAACAGAUAUAAGAAAUAUGAACAGAAUAGACACUUUGGCUUAAUAGAUGUCAAUACCACAACCUUAGAAGAGAGAAAUGUUCCUCUACUGGAUGAGACUAUUGAAAACAUUCUGGAAAAGGACACUGUUAAGCCAAAGUUAACUCUCAAUAGUAUACGCCAGAUGCUGAGUGAUCAGCGAAAGGAGAAGCUUCAGCAGUAUAAAGAGAAAAAGCUGCUUCAAAAACUGAAAGAGCAGCGAGAGAGAGCCAAAGGAGGAGUAUUUAAAGUCGGGCUUUACAAACCUGACCCACCACAGUUUCUUCGAGCUCUUCCAGGACAGAAGACAGUGAAACCUGAACCAAAGAAGGCUAUCCAGACCUCUGUACGGAUCACAAGGUCAAAGGCUAAGAAUCAAAUGGAGCAGCCAAAGAUCUAUGUUGACCAGGUCAAUAAUGGGCACAAUAUGGAAGCAGUCCAGCCUGGCCAGAAGCCAACUGCUGAACAGCAUUCUAGCAAAGAAAGGAAAGCUCUACAACCUGAUAUGAGAGUGACUAGAUCAGCAGCAAAACAGCUCCCUAAACUAGCCUCAUCUCUUCCAGUGAGAAGGCCGACGCCAAAACCUGUCAGUGAAAACCAACCAGAAAGAAAAGCUCCAACUGAAGAAAGACCUCCUCCAAAGAUAGAACUUAAAGCUGACAAAGUAAAGGACCUUCCUUCCAAAGUUGGUGUGAAAGAAGAUUGCUCAAAGGACCCACUUACUGAAGGACCUUCUCAUGACUUUGAAAAAUCACCAACGGAAGAAAUUGCUGAAUUUCUUGGAAAAGAAUAUUUACCUGAGACAAGUUUUACUUCUCAAGUGAGAGAGAAGCCCUCCUUUGCACCUGAAAAUUUUAUGUUUCAACCACUAGAUAGUCUAAUGAACUACAGAAUGAAACCCAUUUCCCCACAAAAGGAACAUACUUUUGUGGAACUUAGUUGUUUCUGGAGUCCUUUGCAAAUUAAAGAUGAUAACUUUCAAGAAUCAAAAAAAGAAACUUUGAAAGAGAGUAAAACUCAUUGUAAUACCCCAGCUCAGCAGGAUCUGAUUGAUUGGCAAACUCCUCCAAGAUCCCAGGAAAUUCUGGAUAAAGAUCAUCUUUCAAAUAAAAAUGGAGAAACUAAAACAAAUUCAGAUGACCUUCCAUUAAAUGCACAUAUCCCUUUGCUUGAAAUAAAUGAAUAUCAAGUAGCACCACCACAACAUGAUGUACCAUAUUUCAGAAAUAUUCUUCAAUCAGAAACUGAGAGAUUAACAGGAUUCUGCCAUGAAUGGGAAAAGAAACUUAUACUGGAUAUUCCUGAUGAUGCUAAAGAUCUCAUUCGCACAACAGUCGGUCAAACAAGACUCCUUAUAAGUGAAAGGUUCAAACAGUUUGAAGGAUUGGUGAAUGAUUGUGAGUAUAAAUCUGGCCAAAAGAAGAUUACCUGCAUGGAUCUGGAUGGAUUUUGGGAUAUGGUUAAUUUUCAGGUAGAAGAUGUGAACAACAAAUUUGAAAAAUUGAGUAAGCUUCAGGAAUCAGAAUGGCAAGAAAAAAAUACCAUAAGCCAAAAAGUUAUUCGGAAGAAAGCUGUCCCAGUUGAAAAAUGCAAGUCAAAACAGGAUGGUGCUGCAAGAACUGCCGCUCGAAGUCGCCUGGCCGCUCUGAAAGCAUCAAUGAGAGAGAGACUGAAGCAGGAAGAGCCUUCCUUUGAGGUUGUGGCUCCUGUGGUAUCAAAAGCAAAGGAAAUUGACAAGAUCGUUUUUGAUGCUGGGUUUUUCCGAAUCGAAAGUCCAGUUAAGUCAUUCUCAGCCAUCAGUGAGUCUAAAGAGAUUGUACAUAACAAAUCAGAUGAUCCAAUUGAACACAAAACACCUGGGAAUAAGAAAUGAAAGCUUCUUGAAGGAAACUGGAACCGCUUAACGUUCCCCCUUCCCGCUGUAUCACUAAUGUAAAAAAGCCACCAUAAACCCUGACUAAAAGCUGUCAAAGCCAUUCAUGAAUGUUUUGUAAGCCUGUUUUCGGAGGAUUACAGAUUGUCUGUGAAAACCUUUGUUGACACUGAGCAGCCUGGGAACAUUGUUUAUUUAAGAACAUUUCCAGAGAUUUCAUUGAUCUUUAUUGUUGGGUCUUUAUUAUUUUUAUUAUUGUUGUGCUGUUCUUUUAUGUUAGAGUGAUUGCAUAUGAUAAGAUAUUUACA
Messenger RNA from Trichosurus vulpecula (common brushtail), 2409 nucleotides. RefSeq names its product DLG associated protein 5 (gene DLGAP5). The transcript is spliced from 15 exons. Gene Ontology annotation, biological process: mitotic spindle organization; chromosome segregation; regulation of mitotic cell cycle. Gene Ontology annotation, cellular component: cytoplasm; nucleus; spindle pole centrosome. The record is from RefSeq and is a predicted model, not a curated record. Lineage: Eukaryota; Metazoa; Chordata; Mammalia; Diprotodontia; Phalangeridae. Gene Ontology annotation, molecular function: microtubule binding. Bases 113 to 2101 code for a protein of 662 amino acids.